CAAGUAGUUCUUAGAAUCAUGCAGCUGUAUCAUCACCCAUAUUCAUUGGACAGCCAAAAAGUAAGGCUGGCUUUGGAGGAGAAAGGCAUUGAUUACACAUCCUUCCAUGUGAAUCCGAUAACAGGCAAAAAUUUGAGGCCUUCCUUCUUCAGAAUGAACCCGACUGCAAGACUCCCUGUUUUCCAGAAUGGUUCGCAUGUCAUCUUUGAUACUAUUGAAAUCAUUCAGUACAUAGAGAGAAUUGCACUUGUCUCUGUUGGUAGCGAUGGCAUCGCCUUCAGCAGUGAUGAAGUCAUUAAGUGGAUGCAUAAAAUACAGGAGUGGAAUCCAAAGUUUUUCACAUUAUCCCACGUCCCUGAGAAGUAUCGGCAAGCAGUGUCCAAGUUUUUAAGAAGAGUCUUGAUUGCUCGGAUGGCCGAGUCGCAUGACCUGGCAAGUUCCUACCACCGUAAGCUAAAAGAGGCGUAUGACACUGAAGAGAAGCUGAGAGACCCAGAUGUUGUAAGGCGGAGCAAGGAACAUCUAAUCAGACUUCUUGAUGAAAUCGAGGACAAGUUGAAUGAGACGGCUUAUAUUGCAGGGGAAGAGUUCAGCAUGGCAGAUGUGAUGUUAAUGCCCGUGCUAGCUCGUUUGGCACUCCUGAAUUUGGAAGACGAGUAUAUAAACAGCAGGCCAAACAUGGCCAAAUACUGGAGUUUGGUUCAGCAAAGGCCUUCCUAUAAAAAAGUGAUAGGAAGAUACUUUGGCAGCUGGAGGAAGUACAAGACCCUGGCUAAGACUUGGUGUUUCAUACGGCUCAGGAGCACGCUGAAGAAGUAUUAACUUCUUGCCGCUGUAGGAAGAUCUCGAAACUGUAAAUGAGGGUGGGGAUAGUUUUAGUUGUGAAUAGUCUAUAGGCAAAAUUUUCCUUUCAAAUACGUCCUGUAACUUUUCCCUGUAUAAUUGAAAGGGAUCUUUUCCUUUGUGUUGAAAGAGCAGGCAGUUGAAUUUUUCAUGGACUGGACUGCAUUCUCUUCUGAAUUCCCUUUGAGGUUGAAAUAAUUAUGUAGAAACAAGCAUGUUAUGAAAAUAAUAAAUUG
Rhodamnia argentea is the source of this 1079-nucleotide messenger RNA. RefSeq names its product glutathione S-transferase TCHQD. The transcript has 2 exons. The record is from RefSeq and is a predicted model, not a curated record. Lineage: Eukaryota; Viridiplantae; Streptophyta; Magnoliopsida; Myrtales; Myrtaceae. The coding region runs from base 19 to 822 and encodes 267 amino acids. Gene Ontology annotation, molecular function: glutathione transferase activity.